AUGUGUCAAGUGGGCGAGGACUACGGCGAGCCGGUGCCUGUGAAGGCGGCCCCGCCGCGGCCGGGCCGGGAGAAGUGUGUGAAGUGCAAGGAUGGAGUUCCCGUCCUGGUCAUCAGGGCAGGAGAUGCCUUCUGCAGGGACUGCUUCAAGGCCUACUAUGUCCACAAAUUCAGAGCUGUGCUCGGCAAGAACCGACUCAUCUUCCCAGGAGAGAAGGUCCUCCUGGCGUGGUCGGGUGGGCCAUCAUCCAGCUCCAUGGUCUGGCAAGUCCUGGAGGGCCUGAGUCGAAACUCAGCCAAGCAGCUUCGGUUUGUUCCUGGGGUCGUCUAUGUAGAUGACGGGGCAGCUUGCGGCCGCAGUCUGGAGGACAGAGCUGAGACCCUGGCUGAGGUGCAGUCUGUCCUGCGCUCCACCGGCCUGCCGUGGCACCACGUCGCCCUGGAAGAGGUGUUUGACCUGCCCCAGUCUGUGCUGUGGGGCUUCCGCCAGGAGCCAGUUGUGGAGGAUGGGGCCUACAAGGAUGCUGUGGACGGCUUCAUCCGGCAGCAGCAGGGCCUGGGAACACAGGGCACUACACACAGUCCCAGCCUGGCCACCGGGGAGGAGCAGUCCCGCCAGCCCAGCCACCAGGACCCCCAGAACCUGGCAGGCUUGCCCACAGCAGCCCAGACUGAGGCCCUAUCCAGGCUCUUCACCUCGGUGAAGACACUGACCGCCAAGGAGGAGCUUCUGCAGACCCUGCGGACCCACCUGAUCCUGCAUGUGGCCCGCACCCACGGCUACUCCAAGGUCAUGACGGGGGACAGCUGCACCCGCCUGGCUAUCAAGCUCCUGACCAACCUGGCCCUUGGCCGAGGGGCUUUUCUCGCCUGGGACACGGGCUUCGCCGACGAGCGGCACGGGGAUGUGGUGGUGGUGCGGCCCAUGCGUGACCACACGCUCAAGGAGGUGGCCUUCUACAACCGCCUGUUCUCCGUGCCCACAGUGCUCACGCCGGCCGUCGACACCAAGGCCCCUGAGAAGGCCAGCGUCCACCGGCUGAUGGAGGCCUUCGUUCUCCGGCUACAGACCCAGUUCCCGUCCACUGUCAGCACUGUGUACAGGACAAGCGAGAAGCUGAUCAAGAACCCCCGAGCUGGCCAGGCUACUGGGCCCUCCUGUCCUGCCCUCCCCUGCUGCCUGCUCUGCCUGUGCACACUGGAUGUGGACAGCGCUGACAGUGCCACAGCUUUUGGGGUUCAGACUGCCAUCACCACCUUUCGGAAGCAGACUCCCACCCCACAGGCCCAGGCUGAGGAGCCCCUAGCAUCCUGCUGUGUGGCAGGGCGUGGGGGGGACGAGGAAUGCUGCAGGGGGGCCAGGCCCUGUGAGAGGGUGGACCUGCGGAGCUGUGUGCUUGAGCAUCUGUGCUACAGCUGCCGCGUGAACAUGAAGGACUUGCCCUCUGUGGAUCCCCUCCCGCCCUACAUCCUGACUGAGGCUCAGCUCCGCAGACACAGGGCCCAGGAGAUCCAGGAGUUCCUGAUCGAGGACAGUGAGGACGAGGCGGACAAGGCGGAGUUGGGCCAGAGCUGA
Molecule: messenger RNA, 1575 nt
Organism: Elephantulus edwardii (Cape elephant shrew)
Lineage: Eukaryota; Metazoa; Chordata; Mammalia; Macroscelidea; Macroscelididae
Gene: CTU2
Product: cytosolic thiouridylase subunit 2 homolog (S. pombe)
Exons: 15
Coding region: 1-1575 (524 amino acids)
Biological process (GO): tRNA wobble position uridine thiolation
Cellular component (GO): cytosol
Molecular function (GO): tRNA binding; sulfurtransferase activity
Source: RefSeq, a predicted model, not a curated record